GAGGAAUUACCCUCGCCUAAAAACAUCAAACUUUGCACGUCCACUUAUCCCUACGUGUUUGUAUCUUCGUUACCACCAGCGAUAUAGUGGAUGUUCGGUGCGGUGCAUUCCGGCUCUGCUUCCAAGAUCUAAAGAGUAUUUCUCUAUGCAAGUGAGUCUUCUUUUUUAUUUUGGAUCGAACAAACUAGUAGAAAUCAAAUGUUCAGUUUAAUUAGUAAAACAUUUCCUCGUUUGAGAUAUCCUGCUACAUCUCCGCUUACUGUUAUUAUAAAGUUGUAUGGAACGAAAUCCGAAAAAUCCUUAGACCGAGCGAAGAAGAAAGACUCCUUUACGUUUUCUUAUCUAGUAGAUAAAUGUGGGUUUGCUCCAGCUAGGGCUCUCUCAGCUUCAAAUUACAUAAAGUUUGAAACCCCGGAUAGACCUGAAUCUGUGCUUUCAUUCCUGAAAAGUCAAGGAUUCACAGAAACCCAGAUCUUAAAGGUGGUCCAGAGAUGCCCUCCAAUCCUGUUGUGUGAUCCCCAGAACACCCUUUUGCCCAAGAUUGAGUUUUUCAAAUCAUUAGGCUUCACACUGGAGGACUAUACUGCUAUUCUUUGUGGAGGCCCUAUUAUUUUCAAGAGAAGCCUGGAGAAUCAACUCUUCCCUGCUCUAGAUUUCCUCAAAAAGUUUUUUGAGUGUCCAGAGAAAAUAAGAAUUUGCAUGACACGGUGUGAUUGGGUUUUUUCCUCACCAUGUCGGGCAAUGAUAGAAGAUAACAUUGAACUUCUGAGGAGAAUGGAAGUGCCAGAGCCGAAUAUUUUGCAAUAUUUGCAAAACCAGCCCAGGUUGUUCAUCAAGGACAAGAAUGAGUUUAUAGAUAUGGUAGAGGAAAUCAAGGGAAUGGGGUUCGACCCAACGAGUAAAAGAUUUAUGGUUGCAGCUCAUGUGAUCUCUUCCAUGACUAAAUUGACAUGGGGGAAAAAGAUGCAUCUUUUUGAGAAAUGGGACCUCUCAGAAGAUCAGAUUCUUGAAGCUUUCGGGAAGAAUCCAUGGAUUAUGGCAUGUUCUGAGGAUAAAAUUCUACAGGGAAUGGACUUUUUUAUCAACAACUUCGGUUUCAAAUCUGCUGAUAUCUUGAGAAACCCAGUGAUGGUUAUGCUCAGUUUGAAGAAGAGGAUAAUUCCUAGAUGCUUUGUUUUUCAGACUUUGGCAGGAAAGGGUUUGUUAAAGAACGACCUAAAGCUACUUACUAGGAUGUUAGUUGCAUCAGAAGAAAGGUUUGUCAAUAAAUUUGUAAAAUGCUUUGAAGGGAAAGUACCUGACCUGCUGAAACUAUAUCAGACUUCUGGCAGCAAUGCUGAAGUUGACAUUGUGUGAUUGUUCAUGACUAGUUUUUUUUUAUUUGGCUUAAUUUAUUUCGUAAAGCCAUGUCUAGUUAUGCGUUGGUUAAGAUCAUUACUGAGAUUACAGUCUUCUGAGUUGUGAUUUUUUUCAACGAGGAGCUAAUGAUACAUAUACAUGUCCCUUCCGAAUGUCUACUUUAUUACAUCUAUGAUUAAGCAUCGAUGAGAAUAGUUAUUCUAUGUACUUCUCAAGAAACAUUACAUUUAUUAAUGAUUGAUGUGGUACUUGGAUCAGUUGGAUGCAUUAAUAAUUGUUAUUAGAAUGGUAAGCAUGAAG
Molecule: messenger RNA, 1659 nt
Organism: Cuscuta europaea
Lineage: Eukaryota; Viridiplantae; Streptophyta; Magnoliopsida; Solanales; Convolvulaceae
Source: the annotation of a GenBank genome assembly